Messenger RNA from Caenorhabditis remanei, 615 nucleotides. RefSeq lists its product as uncharacterized. Lineage: Eukaryota; Metazoa; Nematoda; Chromadorea; Rhabditida; Rhabditidae. The record is from RefSeq and is a predicted model, not a curated record. The coding region runs from base 1 to 615 and encodes 204 amino acids. The transcript has 6 exons.
AUGAAACAUCGCGGGUGGAUAUUUUGUUUCCUUCUAAUUAUCGGAUCAGUUAUUGCCAAAAUCCCUCGAGAAUAUGAAGAAGUUGUUAAUCAAGACAAUAUUCUCUUCACAGUCACAGAGCCGUAUAUGCUCGCCUACACCUAUCAAAUGAAACACGCAUUCAUGCUUGGAACACAUUUUCCGGAUGGUGCCAACAAGACUCUGAAGAAUUUGGAAAUGGUCCUGGCUGACCCAAUAAAUGGAUGCGAUCCUCUUCGUAACGAAAUCUACGCGCCAACAGUCAUUCUCAUGGAGAGAGGAGACUGCUCAUUCACAGUAAAAGCCAUAAACGGAGAGAAAGCUGGUGCUUCUGUCGUUAUGGUAACAGAUUCGCAAAACUAUGAAUUCGGAUUCCGUCAGUACUACGUCAACAUGAUACCCGACGAGUCAUUGGAUCGGGCGGAGAUUCCAUGUGUAUAUAUCGCUCCUGUCACUGGACGCUAUUUCCGAGACCACCUAGAAGAGGGAGGCACUAUCAAGUUGAAUCUUCCAGUCGAGAGAAACGACGCUCCAAUGGUUCAUCAUCAGAAGAAAGCUCCGUGGGAGACCUGGCCGGAAGAGGAGCACCUCUUCUAG